This is a messenger RNA of Mesocricetus auratus (golden hamster), 1975 nucleotides long. It is a transcript of the gene Cbln3, whose product is annotated as cerebellin 3 precursor. The record is from RefSeq and is a predicted model, not a curated record. Gene Ontology annotation, molecular function: protein binding. Lineage: Eukaryota; Metazoa; Chordata; Mammalia; Rodentia; Cricetidae. The coding region runs from base 146 to 742 and encodes 198 amino acids. The transcript is spliced from 3 exons.
CAGAGCCAUGGGACACAACAGAUAUAGGGAGGGAGGUGCCCAAACCAGGUGGCAGACCCAUAAGGCGGAGAGGAGCAGGGCAGAGGUACCAAAGGCUUGAAGCGGAGGAGGAGAGCAAGGGAAGCAGAAGACAGAGGCACCAGGGAUGAUGGGAACAAAACGGGGCAACCCCAAGCUACCCUUGGCCCUAGUGCUUCUGACUCUAGGGGCUGGGUGGGCUCAAGAAGGGUCAGAGCCUGUCCUGUUGGAGGGGGAGUGCCUGGUAGUCUGUGAGCCAGGCCGACCUGCUGCAGGGGGGCCUGGGGGAGCAGCCCUGGGAGAGGCACCCCCAGGACGAGUGGCAUUUGCUGCAGUCCGCAGCCACCACCAUGAACCAGCAGGGGAAAGCGGCAAUGGCACCAUUGGUGCCAUCUACUUCGACCAGGUGCUGGUGAACGAGGGUGGUGGCUUUGAUCGGACCUCGGGCUGCUUCGUGGCCCCUGUCCGUGGAGUCUACAGCUUCCGAUUCCAUGUCGUAAAGGUGUACAACCGCCAAACUGUCCAGGUGAGCCUGAUGCUAAAUACAUGGCCAGUCAUCUCAGCCUUUGCCAACGACCCUGACGUGACCCGAGAGGCAGCCACAAGCUCUGUGCUGCUUCCCCUGGACCCUGGGGACCGUGUAUCCCUGCGCCUUCGCCGGGGGAAUCUUCUGGGUGGCUGGAAGUAUUCAAGCUUCUCUGGCUUCCUCAUCUUCCCACUCUGAGAACUCACACCUUUAAAAGACCAAUAUCUAGCAUCCGGCCUCCUGCCCUGCCCUGCGCUUCCCUGCCCUGCCUUGCCCCAGAAACAAGCGUCUUUGAAGCAAGAGAAGGUCCCCUUCAGACUGCCUGUAAGAGAAGGUCCCCUUCAGGCUGCCUGUAGCCCAACUCCUUGCAUGAGAUCCUGUAUCAAACACCGAAGGCUGGGAGAGGACAAGAGCAGAGCUAUGGAAUCUCUGGUCAGAACACUCCUCAUCACUGCCACUCCGGUUGCCCGCCCAGCCUUUGCUGCCCCUCUCCUGCCUGCAUUGAUGGCCAAAGCAAGAUUUGGCAAGAGAGGGGCUCACACUACUUCACAGACUCCACUCCUCCCGUUCUCCACCCGUUUCCUGCUCAGUGCUAUUUGGUGACAGGUGGCACAGGUAAGCUUGACAGGCUCCCACAGGGGCCCAGAUGGACCAGCCUCAUAGUACCUGCAGACUCCAUCCUGUUAGGAGUGCCAGCGUGGGAGAUCUCAGCCAGCACUGUAUGAACAGGGGCUGACAGCCCAACCAUAAACAGAAGUGUGGGGAGGGCCCCAGACCAUCCAUAGCUGGGGGCAUGUGCCUACCCUGAACAUGAUAAACAUUCCGCAGAUAAACUGGGACAGUCAGCAGGCAGGAAUCCUGCCAUCCAUCUGUGCCAGGUCCCAAUGGACUCUGGCCCUCAUCUCCUGACCUCAUCUCCUGAGGCAUGCCUAAGUGCGUGCGUGCGUGCGUGAGCGCGUGUAUGUGUGUUUGCUCUGCCCAACAGGUGAAACCAGAGCAGGUACACAGAGCUGGAGGCAUGGUCAAAGGUCACAUAUGAGCCUUGGAACAACACACCAGUGGCUGUGUGUCCUCCUCCUUGGCCACUUCCUAGAACGGCCCCACCUUUGAAAUCAGAUCUGAGUUUCAGUCACUCACACUCUUGCUGACACCUCGCUUCCUCCAGCUGUCUCUCAGCUGACUUCCCUACACCUACCCUGUGCCUACAUCACUCUCCCUCCAUCCGUACUCUCUCAUUCUUAAGUUUCCUGUUACCCGGAGCCCAUGAGUCAUCCCUCCAGCAACAGAAACUCUCUUUCUUCCCAUUGUCACCAUGGUCCAGCAUGAAUGGAUCUAUCUGGAGAACUGUGGCCAGUGAGAUACUGAACAGGGAUUACAAGAUUGGAACACAUGUGGCGUGUUGAAGAGAAAAUAAAUUCAAAUUGAGCAUAA